UGUUGAAUAAAAACCACAAUUUGCACCCGAUGGCAUUCGCAAGUGCCGCUAAAAGACCCGAUUAUGUGCUAGUAGUCAAAGAAGAGACUCUUCCACUCAUCAGCACUUACAUCAGCAAUCUAAAGAUGCUGGGACUGGACGUCGAAUAUGCAAAAGGCCUGACCGUGGACUUGAUGUUCAUCAAAGUGUUUAUUGCUCCCGAUGCCUUGGCGCAUUUCUCGCAAAUUUACGACAUCGGCACUUCUGAUCCUUCACUAACUGCCGGGUUCUACUCAGAGCCAGUCAUUCCCACCCCGUUCAGGAACCCCUUGGUGCAUUCCAUCGGAUUGUCCUACUUGAGAGGAGAACUGACUGAAGCCGAGAAAAUCAUGGUGGUUAACAGAGUUUUGGAGAAUGCAAAGUAUGGGGAAAAGGAGCGGGAGUUUGGGCUGACCAAAUUGAUUCAAGUGGGGGCUAUUGAGACUGGUUAUCCUUUACAUGAUGGCCCAAUUUCGGAAAAUGGAACCAACUAUCGAUCGCUGCUGUAUCGGCAUUGGUCAAAUACCCGAGUAACCCACAUGGAACAACCUCUGGACACAAUUUUCCGCUACUUCGGCAACGAAGUCGCCUUCUACUUUGCAUGGCUGGAGUAUUUCAACCUAAUGCUGGCCAUUCCGGCGGUUUUAGGAGCCUUGACUUUCCUGGGAAGUCUUAUAUUCGUUCUCCUUGGCCAGCCGUAUCAAGUGCAGGAAGUUUGUGAAAACUCCAACAUGUUGUGCCCAACAUGCGAAGGAAACGAAGGCUGCAGGUUCAAGCACAUCUAUAAAUACUGUUCGCUGGCUCAGUGGUCGGUGGUGUUCGAUAAUACUGGAACUGUGGCUUAUGCAGUGUUCAUUUCGUUUUGGGCGACACUGUUCAUUGCUUUAUGGAGACGAAAAGAGAACAAACUGAAAUUCAGGUGGAACUGCGUGGAAGAUGUGCGGGAAACCCAAAUUAGACAACCAUACUUAGAUAAAGCCAUCAAACAGCAACUGAACCGCAUAACUGGAGAAAUCGAGCAGUACACUCCAAGAUGUCAAGUGGUUCUUCAGUACAGCUUAACAUUUACCGCCUGUAGCAUUCUAGUAAAAAAAUCACCUUUCUAUCAACAAUUUUGGCAAAAGCCAGUUUCCAGUUCAUACUUCUAG
Molecule: messenger RNA, 1166 nt
Organism: Dendroctonus ponderosae (mountain pine beetle)
Lineage: Eukaryota; Metazoa; Arthropoda; Insecta; Coleoptera; Curculionidae
Product: anoctamin-7-like
Exons: 7
Coding region: 30-1166 (378 amino acids)
Biological process (GO): chloride transmembrane transport
Cellular component (GO): plasma membrane
Molecular function (GO): protein dimerization activity; chloride channel activity
Source: RefSeq, a predicted model, not a curated record